AUGGAAAUAUUUAAGUGUUAUUUUGAGCAGAGUUUCUUAGCAUUUUUUAAAAUGUCUGCUUUGUACUAAACAAGCAAGUUGAAAAUAACUACACUUGAAUUUGCUUUGUUAGGUUGAAAAAUUACACUUAUACCACUCAGAUGGAGGUAUUACACCAUGAGGUAUCAAUUGUAUCUGGUCACUAUAGUGUGGCAAGUGUCUGAAAUACAAAAAAAUAUCUCAAAGGAGCAGAGAUUAUCUAAGAACCUAAAAUACAGUUAUAUAUUAAUGCUGAAAAGAGUAACAUUCUGGAAGGUAGGGUAUAGUCUUAGAAAACAGGUUAUAUUUCUUCAGUAGAAUUUCUAAGGUAUGUUUAAUGGACUUGAAUGGAGUUAAUAAUGAAUAAAAAUGUUUCUUCAUUCUGUAGGAAAAAGGAUAAAUAUGUUGCAAGGUACAGGCUCCUGUUGAUGAACCUAGAAAAUGUGCAAGUUGCCUUGAUCUUCCCACCUCCUCAUUUUGGUACUCAGAUGGAAAACUAUUUUGCAUAAUGGGACUUAUUGUCUAGAUAGGCAAAACAGUUACUUCUCCUUGCUGUCCAUACCUUGCAGAUGAGCAAUACUGGAGCUAGCCCAAUGCCAAGUGUUCCAUCAAGCAGUGGAAGAGGGACUGGAAAAUCAACACACUUUACUCCAGAAUUGCAAAGUAUGAUGUUCUCUUUAGGAGAUGCUCGUAGACCUCUACAUGAGUCAGCGGUUUUGGUGGAAGACAUUGUCCAUACUCAGCUGAUUAAUUUGUUGCAGCAAGCCUCUGAGGUUUCCCAAAUGAGGGGAGCAAGAGUUAUCUCACCAGAAGAUCUUAUUUUUCUGAUGCGCAAAGAUAAGAAAAAGCUUAGAAGGCUACUUAAGUAUAUGUUUUUUCGAGACUACAAAUCUAAAGUUGUCAAAGGAAUUGAAGAAGAUGAUCUUCCUGAAGACAGACUCAGCAGCACCACCAACAAACGCCAGAAAAUUGCUCAAGACUUCCUUAUCUCUGUUGAUCAGACUGGGGAACUCUUGGCCUUAUUUGAAGAUGAUGAAAUUGAUGACGUAAAACAAGAGAGGAUGGAGAGGGCAGAGAGACAAGCACGGAUGAUGGAUUCAGCACAAUAUGCAGAAUUCUGUGAAAGUCGUCAGUUGAGCUUUUCAAAGAAAGCUUCCAAGUUCCGAGACUGGCUGGACUGUAGCAGCAUGGAAAUAAAGCCAAAUGCAGUUGCCAUGGAAAUUCUGGCUUAUUUAGCAUAUGAGACUGUCGCACAGCUGGUGGACCUGGCCCUCCUGGUCAAACAAGACAUGACUCCCAAAGCCAGUGACCCUUUCAGUCAUGCGAUAUCUGCUACCUUCAUUCAGUAUCAUAGUUCUGCUGAAAUGCAUGCUUCAGGACAGAUUGCAGGCAUGAAGACCAGCCCUGACUCUCCUGAAAACACCCCACCCCCAACACCCGCCCCUCCAUCAGCAGGCUCACAGCACAUGGGGAAGAUUCCAUCUGGAGCCAUUGGGAAUGGCAGCAUCGGACAAGAUUCCUCCAGAGUUAAACAGCGAAAAAGGAAAAAAAGCACUGCCGCUUGUGGUGUGGAGGUUCAGAGUGAUGCCAUCCAGCCUGCCCACAUCAGAGAGGCGAUUCGACGCUAUGGCCACAAGAUUGGGCCCCUCUUCCCAUACACGUUUCCGUAUAUGGAAUGGGACGUGUUGCUGUUCUGUCCAGUUGAAGCAAGUCGGGGGAGUUCCAAGGAAGGGGCUGGAUGCUCACUGAGGCAGGGAGAGCAAAGGAAAUGGCAGAUGCCUGAUGGAGUUGCUGCAGGUGAGAUCUCUCACAACUGGAUGAUUGCUGGACAUGGAAAGGGCAUUCCCCCAAAAUCACCUGAACCAACUUCUAAAGUGCAUUGUCGAUGAACAUGCAUUAAACAGCAAUAGCAUAACUCAUAUGAAGCCUAAUAAAAUAAGAAGAAAAGCAGUGCACAGGCAGUCCAGCAUUUCUUGUCUUUAUCGGGAUUAAAAGUCAGCAUUCUUAUUCUUCGGAAACCAACACAAACGUUGAGGUGUCUG
Varanus komodoensis (Komodo dragon) is the source of this 2060-nucleotide messenger RNA. RefSeq names its product SPT3 homolog, SAGA and STAGA complex component (gene SUPT3H). Gene Ontology annotation, biological process: transcription by RNA polymerase II. Lineage: Eukaryota; Metazoa; Chordata; Lepidosauria; Squamata; Varanidae. Bases 588 to 1907 code for a protein of 439 amino acids. Gene Ontology annotation, molecular function: transcription coactivator activity; protein heterodimerization activity. The record is from RefSeq and is a predicted model, not a curated record. The transcript has 12 exons.